Molecule: messenger RNA, 2367 nt
Organism: Nerophis lumbriciformis (worm pipefish)
Lineage: Eukaryota; Metazoa; Chordata; Actinopteri; Syngnathiformes; Syngnathidae
Gene: map10
Product: microtubule associated protein 10
Biological process (GO): positive regulation of cytokinesis; cytoplasmic microtubule organization; mitotic spindle midzone assembly
Cellular component (GO): mitotic spindle midzone; centrosome; mitotic spindle pole
Molecular function (GO): microtubule binding
Source: RefSeq, a predicted model, not a curated record
CUUCACCGUUCAUUAAAGCAGCAUUGCCGCCAGCUAGCUGCCAGGCUCGCUCGGUCUGUAGCUACUUUUACUGCAAUGUGUGUGUCUGCGUCGCUACCACAAUGUCGAGACGACAUGACAGCAAUCCCAAGCAGGAGACUUUGUUUUCAUUCGAACUUUUAGUGGAAUACAUUCGAAUCGAAAGGACGGUUUCCGACGCCCUGGCUGUCGGAAUACGGCUGUUGGACUUCCCAACGCUGCUCAUUUAUCCGCCCCAGCUAAGAAAUGAGAAGAAACACCAUGACAAAGGAGCGCUAUGUUCAUUUAAUAGAGGCAAGUCAUGUUUCUUCCAAAUGAAUCUGGACACUCUGCAUAUGCAACUCUCACAUACGCCUCUCUAUGUUAUGAUUCUGGAUGUGAAAGGGGAUAUACCUCAGUUAGUAGGGACCUCUCUUCUCUCAUUGGCAAAAACAAUGGACAGACUCAGACAAGAUGCCAGUAAACAUGGAGUCUCAACCUGCUCCUCUUAUGGAGAAAGGGGGCUUGUGUGCAUUAACAACCCUGCUGACGAGAGCGUUGGAUCGAUUUCUUUGAGUUUUAAACUGUUGAUUGUUGGAUCCACUUUACCAUCACAUGUGACCAAAAGCAUCCGAGUCUACAGGGAACCGAGUGCUCAAGAGGGCGACAUGGACAACCCUGAUCAAGACAUUUUAAAUAGCGUGGCUGUAUCCACGCAGACUGAACGAGAUCCAAUAAGCCAGAUUCCUCACACCAUGCCAAAAGAGGAGAACAUUUUUGAUGAGGACCUUGCUGUAUUUUGCCCCCCGCAUCUUUACUAUUGUAAUUCAAAGGAGGAGAAAGCGUAUACUCAAGGAGGGCGGUACGCAUUUUUUAAACCCAACUCAAAGGUUGUAACACACGAUGACACGUCCUCUGAAAGUGAAACCUCUUCAGUGAUGGACCAGACAGGGAGACCUGCAGCCAAAAUAUCAGAAGGCCAUGAAGUCAGUGUGAAUCAAAAUGUCCUGGAGGAAGCCCUGAGACCGCUUCCUCUUCUAAAUGCUCUUCUCGUCGAGUUGUCACAGUUAAAUGUCCAGAACCUACACCAUCAGCCCCUGUUUAAUCAUCUCAACUUGGAUAGGAUGUCUGUGCCUGCAUCCACUGAGCCUUCACAUGGACAAGGGAGCGUAAGAGCAUCCAAAACUGGGCCUUUGCAGGAACAUUUAAAUCCCCCCAGAGAUGUUUCUCCAAAAAUGUGUGCAUCUGAAAACAACCAUAAUAAGGCGUUGAUUGAGAAUAGAAAUCACAGAAAAAAGCUAGUAUAUGGAACAACAAGAACGUUCAAUCUCAGGCGGCAGAAACACCUCACUGCGGUGAAACAGCGUGAGUGUAUAAUGACACACAUUCACAAUGAGGUACAGUCAAGUAAAGAGACGAAAAAAUGUCCAGCUAAAAGCAAAGGAAAUAUGAAAAGGACACAAAAAUUAGAGAUGGAGUCUUUGGCACAGAACACUAUGACACUGCUAAAAUGUGCAGAUGAAUCUGUCUUGGAAAGUCCUAAGCAGGACAGAAAACCUCAGCACAUUUCAGUCUGCAGUCCUGGUGUGGCUCGUCAAGAUGAUGCCACCAAUGACACGCUUCCAGGAGCAAACCAGGCAGAGAGGUUAAGUGAGAAAUCUUCCACAAGUAGUAGACGCAGUAGCCGCAGGUCCUUACUAUCAGACUCCAGCAUAGAGAGAACCAAAGAAGAAGAUUACGCGGAUGACUUUAACAGUUUUGAGCCCAGUGAUGCAGACGGCACCAGCAGCAGUCUCGAACCUGUUCAAGCUGAGCCUCCAAGUGCUCCAGUUAUCCGCAGUUCAGAUUCUGGCACAGAGUCAGUCCAGGAGAGAGCCCUACUUCCCGCACCCAUCAGAGCUCGUAGCCCCUUGCAGCGGGUGUUGAGAGGCACGCACAUUAUCCGAACAUUAGACACUGCACUCAGCUUGUCCUCUGAUGAGGAAGACAAGGAAGGUCGUUUACAAACGGUACACUCCUAUAAAGAAGCAAAGGAGGGGGGAUCCGAAGCAUGGAGUCUCACAUCAUGGAGAGGUCAAAGGAGUGAGUCGGACAGGAGCAGCAGCGCCAUUCAGCAAAAUUAUUCACCAUCUGAGUGCUCCGAUUCGCUGGAGGCUGAAGAAAUGGAAGACGAGCUUGGCUCUCUGGACUUUAGAAAAGAAUACCAGCAUAUAUCUGAGCUAGUGGCCUGCAAGCUGCCUGGUUACACAAUGUAAAUACAAAGUUAGUACCACAAUCUAUUUUUUUAGGCUUUAGGUUUCUAGUAUUGCAUGUAGUAUGUUUCGCAUCGAAGCAAUGUGUGUAUUUUAAUUUGAAAUAAAUACAUUUGUU